This is a messenger RNA of Orbilia oligospora ATCC 24927, 303 nucleotides long. RefSeq lists its product as uncharacterized. The transcript has a single exon. The coding region runs from base 1 to 303 and encodes 100 amino acids. Lineage: Eukaryota; Fungi; Ascomycota; Orbiliomycetes; Orbiliales; Orbiliaceae. The record is from RefSeq and is a predicted model, not a curated record.
AUGAAGGGAAUUUAUAUCACCCUCGCUGCUCUUAUCACUGCUGCUCUCGCCGCUCCUAGGGCCCCUCAAGUUGCUAGAUCUGAGGUUGUCAAUGUUUUGAGCAAGAGAGUAUGCACUCCUCCAAGCAACUGUGAUCAUAUCACAGGUUGCGCAUACUGCUGCGCUGAUGCAGUUCGUCCCAAUGGUGCUACAUGCCAUCUUCACCUCCAUAAUGGAGAAGCCGAUGACUGCACCUACGGCGGGGUCCCCAACGCCGGUAUCGAAUGGCACUGCGACAACGACCAUGGCGAGGACGAUGAAUAG